AGAUUUAUUGGCCCCCAAGGAGCGAGAAACAAGCCACAGGGCCGUCAAUGCGCAUGCGUCUCUCAGGACAUCUCCGGACAGCCCCCAACCUGAUGAUACAAAAUGGCCGCCGGGAUGUAUAUGGCGCUGACGAUUCGCUGAAAAUAGGCGCGGCAUUGAGAUUUCCCGAGCGAAAUCUCGCGAGAAUUCCGAGUCGGAGCUCUCGCGGGACUUAGCUAACUAGGUCUCGCAGGCGCGGGCGCGCGUUAGUCUUGUGUAUCGCGCGCGGCUCUGCAAUGGCGGCGGCUCUGAUGGCGAGGAGGCAGCUGUGGAGAGCGGCCCUGCUGGGGCCCCGCCCGGUGCCGGGUGCCGAGCGCAGGACCCUGACAUCACACACCCCCAUUCCUCCUCCCGCGAAGUACGGGGGGCGUCACACCGUGACCAUGAUCCCGGGAGAUGGCAUCGGGCCGGAGCUGAUGCUGCACGUGAAGGAGGUGUUCAGGCAGACCUGUGUCCCAGUGGACUUCGAGGAGGUCCGGGUGAGCUCAGACGCGGUGGAGGACGACAUUCAGAACGCGAUCAUGGCCAUCCGGCGAAACCGCGUCGCCCUGAAGGGAAACAUUGAGACCAACCACAACCUGCCGCCGUUCUACAAAUCCCGAAACAAUGUCCUGCGUACCAGCCUGGAUCUCUACGCCAACGUGAUCCAUUGCCAGAGCCUCCCGCGGGUGAUGACGCGGCACCGCGACAUCGACAUCCUCAUCGUCCGUGAGAACACGGAGGGCGAGUACAGCAGCCUGGAGCACGAGAGCGUCUCCGGCGUGGUGGAGUGCCUGAAGAUCAUCACCAGGGCGCGGUCGCUGCGCAUCGCCGACUACGCCUUCCGGCUGGCCCGCGAGACGGGGCGCGCCAAGGUCACCGCCGUGCACAAGGCCAACAUCAUGAAGCUGGGUGAUGGGCUCUUCCUGCAGUGCUGCCGGGAGGUGGCGGGCGGCUACCCGGAGAUCACCUUCGACAGCAUGAUCGUGGACAACACCACCAUGCAGCUGGUGUCCCGCCCCCAGCAGUUUGACGUCAUGGUGAUGCCCAAUCUCUAUGGGAACAUCGUGAACAACGUGUGUGCGGGGCUGGUCGGGGGCCCGGGGCUCGUGCCCGGCGCCAACUAUGGGAGAGAUUUUGCUGUCUUCGAGACCGCCACACGGAACACGGGGAAGAGCAUCGCCCACAAGAACAUCGCCAACCCCACGGCCACCCUGCUGGCCGCCUGCAUGAUGCUGGAUCAUCUCCGGCUGCAUUCCUUCGCCACCACCAUCCGCCAGGCCGUGCUGGCCUCCCUGGACGACCAGGCGACCCACACGCCGGACAUCGGGGGCCAGGGCACCACAUCGGGGGCUGUCCAGUCCAUCCUGCACCACGUCCGCACAGCGACCGGCUGGAGCCAGUGCAGCUAGGCCAUGGGGAGCCGGACGCCUGGGUCCCUCCCCGCCUGGAGCGGGCGGUGAGGGGAGGACCCCACUCUUAGCCAAGGUGAAGGGGCUGUGCAGGCCGGUGCCCCACAGCCGGGCAAUCCAUGGGGCGCUGCCCAUAGCCCCCCGUCCAUGUCGCUGCUGCUGUGUGUGUGUCUGUUGCCGUGGGGCCAGGCCUCCCCACGAGCAAUAAAUGUCAGUGCAACAU
Molecule: messenger RNA, 1653 nt
Organism: Dermochelys coriacea (leatherback sea turtle)
Lineage: Eukaryota; Metazoa; Chordata; Testudines; Dermochelyidae
Gene: IDH3G
Product: isocitrate dehydrogenase (NAD(+)) 3 non-catalytic subunit gamma
Exons: 14
Coding region: 276-1430 (384 amino acids)
Biological process (GO): isocitrate metabolic process; tricarboxylic acid cycle
Cellular component (GO): mitochondrion
Molecular function (GO): magnesium ion binding; NAD binding; oxidoreductase activity, acting on the CH-OH group of donors, NAD or NADP as acceptor
Source: RefSeq, a predicted model, not a curated record